GGCAAACAUUGAAGUUUUUCGAUUUUUUGAUUGUGAAAUCGUGCGUUUUAGAUUGAAACGGAUUGAAAUACAUAAAAAUGCCUCCUAAGAAACACAUUCCGGCCAAACAGCUAAAAACGCCAGUUCUGCAGAUAAACGGUAAUGGCACAUCAUCGCUUAGCAUGUAUGCUGCGGGACUUUCUACAGAUCAUUUUCAGAGAUAUAUGGAUAAGAUCACUAUCAUUCAAAACAAGGAUCCGUAUCUCUUGAAAAUGGAUAACACUCAGCUCCCUACUACAGUGACAUACGAGUCCAUCAUUGACUACGCUCUCAAGAAACAGUCGGCAUACACCGGAUCAUCUUUUCGAUGCUUCAAAGCGGUGGAUGCUAAGCUAAGGUUCGAAAACGGAAUGGUGAAGUCUGUUGAGGGUGUUUUAUUUGGAGAUAUACACGUAGUUCGAGCCAAGGUAUGUAUGCUUUUGAAUUCUAUAAUUACACGUGUUUUAAUGAUUAUCUAUUUUCGUAGGUGAUGCACUCUAUGAGCAUAAAUGAUCCAUGUUUAACACCGUGGAUAAUAAUCAAUCAUUCAGAUGUAUUGUCAGCUCACUGUGACUGCGUUGCUGGCAUGGGUGAAGUCUGCUCUCACGUUGGAGCUGUUCUUUAUUAUCUCACCAGUCUGAGUCACCACCAGCUGUUGUUAAGCCAGUCAUCUAUUCCUGGAUCAUCUACAUCGACGACAGCAAGCGUAGCAGUUACGGAUAUGGAACAAAGGUGGGGAGGACCAAGCAAACGUGUAGCAGGAAACUUACAGAUGCCGCUUGAAGACAUCAACUUUGGUUAUACACGAGAAUCUUCUGACGAUGCUUACGGAAAAGUCGCAGUGCUACAGCUACAUGAUAUUCGAGCUAAGCUGAAUGUUCUUCAAAUCGGUGGAGUAAAAUGUACAGCAAUGCAAGCUUUUUGUGACAGCACAUUUGAAUGUUAUAAAUGUGAAGAAAAUACAUUGGAUCCUUUCUAUGAAGAGAAAGGAUUGAUUUUGAAUACAUUGUACCAUGAAAGUAAUAGAGAAAAAAACAUUGAGCAAUUGCGGUUUAUGUCCCUUUCGUUUUACAGUCACAUACAGAAACAUGCCAAUGAAGAAUGUAGACGAAAAGUUGAAAAUGAAACACGUACUCAGUCUAGUUGCGAAUUAUGGAAAUUGUUACGCAUAGGAAGAGUUACGGCUUCGGUUCUAAAGAAUGUUUUGACCACUAAAAUCGAUAAACCUUCACUUUCCCUGUUGAAAACGAUAUGUUAUCCUGAUGAGUCUUAUUUUUCUACUCAAGCAACACGAUAUGGCAAGAAGAUGGAGAAAACUGCAUUGAAUCAGCUUAUUUGCUUUUUGGAAAAAUCCCACAAAGAAGCUAAAGUUAUCGACAGUGGGCUAAUAUUACAUAAAGAUUAUCCGGAAAUGGCUGCAUCGCCAGAUGCAAUUUUAUUGUGCUCUUGCUGUGGAAAAAUCCCGAUUGAAAUUAAGUGUCCCUUCACCUUCAAGGACGAAGAUAAUGUUAUAUUGAGACUAACAAAAUGUAAGCCAGGUUAUGUGUACUAUGCACAAGUUCAGAUGCAAAUAGCUUUAACAGAAGCGCGUUAUGGAUACUUUUAUAUUUGGACCAAAAACGAAAACUUGUUAAUUCCAGUAGAAAAAAAUGAAUCGUUUUGGCAGGAAGCUAAAUCCAAAGCCAUUUUAUUUUUCAAAGCUGUCAUUAUACCAGAACUUCUUGGUAAAUAUUUUACGAAGGGUUAA
This is a messenger RNA of Armigeres subalbatus, 1765 nucleotides long. RefSeq lists its product as uncharacterized. NCBI's taxonomy places the organism in Eukaryota, Metazoa, Arthropoda, Insecta, Diptera, Culicidae. The record is from RefSeq and is a predicted model, not a curated record.